This is a messenger RNA of Habropoda laboriosa, 2958 nucleotides long. RefSeq lists its product as uncharacterized. The transcript is spliced from 4 exons. Gene Ontology annotation, biological process: DNA integration. The record is from RefSeq and is a predicted model, not a curated record. NCBI's taxonomy places the organism in Eukaryota, Metazoa, Arthropoda, Insecta, Hymenoptera, Apidae. Gene Ontology annotation, molecular function: nucleic acid binding; zinc ion binding. Bases 1 to 2958 code for a protein of 985 amino acids.
AUGGGUCUUCCGAAGGGCUGCAGAAAUAUUUAUGAGAGACUUCUAUAUACAGGAGCAGAUAGUUUUCAAGCUGCAUUAGAACUUAAAAAACAAUGUAUCGCGUUAGCUAGGGCGGGAGGUUUCCAUUUGCGACAAUGGACCUCCAAUGACGCAAGAUUGAUUGCGGAUUUGCAAAUUAGAAACCAGCAGGGAUCAUUGUGCCUGGAUCCGUCACAAACAAAAAAGACAUUAGGCGUUUAUUGGAAUCCAACAAACGAUCAGAUUAGUUAUAUUUUUAAACAGUUGUCGCCAGAACAAUCUCGCAUUACCAAGAGAAAAUCGGCUAUUGGCUGGGACGAACCCGUUCCACAGACAAUAAAACAAUCGUGGCUGGAGAUUAAAAACGAACUACAUUUACUAGAUAACUUCACCGUACCGCGCCGAACCGCUAUACAAAAUACGACACAACUAGAACUCCACGGCUUUAGUGAUGCCAGCGAGAGUGCAUACGGCGCAUGCAUUUACAUUAAGUCCACCAACGAACGUGGACAACACGCGGUAAAUUUGUUAUGUGCGAAGUCAAGGGUUGCACCUUUGAAAAUUAUAUCGUUACCGCGUCUCGAACUUUGCGCGGCCAGGCUCCUUGCAAAAUUGUACAAGGAAGUGAAAAAGGCAUUUUAUCAGACAGAGUUCAAACGAAUUAGAUUCUGGUCUAAUUCUACCAUUACAUUGCAUUGGAUAAGGACACCACCGCAUUUAUUAAAGACGUUUGUCGCCAAUAGGGUGAACGAAAUACAAACAGAAGUUCAUUUUGACAAUUGGUUCCAUAUUGCAACAGCCGACAACCCAGCAGAUUUUGUUUCGCGAGGACAACUACCCUCUCAAUUCAUAAAAAAUGCAAUAUGGAAAUUUGGACCACAUUGGUUAGCGUUAGAUGAGGCUCGCUGGCUAAUUAGUACAUUAGAAACAAUAGAAAUUGUAGAAAAGAGGCGUCCCAUAACUCUAGUCACGCUUCCCAACGUAGAUUUACUGGAAAAAUACUCAUCCAUCGAUUAUUUAAAUAGAAUCAUAGCGUACAUUCUUCGUUUUUAUAACAAUGUAAAACACGAUAGCAAGAAGGGCACAGAUUCAUUGUCAUUAUCAGAAAUUCAAAAUGCACACUUUCAAAUAAUCAAACUAGUUCAAUUAGAAACCUUCCCAUCAGAAAUAAAUGAUUUAAAAACCGGUAGAAAUGUCAAUAGAAAAAGUAAAUUAAUCAAUUUAAAUCCGUUUAUAGACGAGAAUGGGAUUAUUAGGGUUGGUAGCAGGUUGAAGCACGCCGUACUCAGAUAUGACCAGAAAUAUCCCAUAGUACUACCGCACAAGCACCACGUUACCGAACUAAUAAUUAGACAGGUACACCUGAGACAAUUUCAUUCAGGGACACAAGCCACUCUAUACACGGUAAGGCAAAAAUAUUGGCCGAUAGCGGGCAAGAGCAUAGUCAAACAAGUGUUGCAUAAAUGCAUUAGUUGUUGCAAAUACAAUCCCAAGACACCACAGUACAUAAUGGGGAAUUUACCAAAAAAUAGAAUUAUACAAACACGUCCAUUUGAAGCCGUAGGAAUCGAUUACUGCGGACCCUUUCUUAUUAAAGAAAAGAAGUUCAGAAACAAAACCAAAUUGAAAUGUUACGUCGUAGUUUUUGUUUGCUUCGCGACGAAGGCGAUACAUUUAGAAUUAGCGACCGAUUUAACAACGGAAUCGUGUCUAGGAGCGCUCAAACGAUUUGUCGCGAGAAGAGGAAAACCGCGUCAUGUAUACUCGGACAAUGGUACUAAUUUCGUAGGCGCAAAAAAUGAAAUUAUACAAAUUCGUGCACUUCUACUAUCCGACGAAUAUAAAAACAGACUUCGGCAAUUCCUAACGCAGGAAAACAUUGAGUGGCAUUUCUCUCCUCCUCGUUCUCCACAUUUCGGCGGUCUUUGGGAGACUGUAGUUAGAUCAUUUAAAAAACAUUUGCAUAAAACAAUAGGUGCUGCCAUGUUCACAUACGAGCAAUUCUAUACGUUAAUCGUUGAGAUCGAAGCUAUACUUAAUUCACGUCCCUUGAUACCGAUAUCCUCUGAUCCCAACGAUUUCCUUGCCCUAUCACCCAAUCACUUCCUUAUAGGAGAGUCGUUGGCGAGCCUACCGGAACACAAUUUUGUCGAUACUCGAACUAAUAAGCUGUCACUCUGGCAACACAUUCAGGAAAUUAAACAGCAUUUCUGGAGAAGGUGGCAGACAGAAUAUUUACAGGAGCUGCAUACUAGGAGUAAAUGGCAUACUGGAGAUGGCACAAACAUCAAGGAAGGAACGCUGGUGACAAUCAGGGAUGAUAAUUGUCCACCCCUUCAAUGGCAACUUGGGCGAGUAGUCGCUCUGCACCCUGGAGAGGAUGACGUGGUCCGCGUGGCCACAAUUCAAACACCACACGGCACUUAUAAGCGUGCUCUGAAAAAUCCGGCCGAAAUAAAAACAAUUAUUAAAGUAGAAGAGGAAAAUUCAUUGGCAACAUUCAUCCGAAACCUUACACAACCUUUACGAACCAUAAUUUGGCAAUCUCGACCAAAGACACUAAAAGAAGCCCAAGAUUUAGCAUACGAGGCACAACGCGAGGAAGAGUUAGCAAAUAGAUUAGUUUCGCGCACUUAUAGAGCAGAGCCACCCAAACCGGUGAUUAAACGAGGACCGUGUGAACCACCGAAGGAAUUUAGACCACCGCAUGGGAAACCAAUUUGCUUCAAGUGCAAUCGCGAGGGACAUUACGCGAGAAACUGUCGCCAAAAUUUUCCCAACCGCCGACAAAUAAAAGGCCCAGACAUACGAUACAUGCAAUCGGACGAGAUCAGGACAGCUGGAGACAAAUUAGAAUACAGCUCAGAGAGGGAAACCACAACCAAUCACGAUUCACCAAUAGAAGAUUCAUCGUCGACACCGGAGCAGGAAUCAACCUAA